GUAACGAUUAUUAUUACGAUAAUUGUUAUCAACAACAACCACAGCAGCAACAAGAAUAUUUUGAUAAUUAUUCAAAUCAAACAACUAUAGCAACUGGUGGUUUUGGUGAUAAUCAUUAUAUUGAUAGUUGCCAAAAUACUGGUAUUCGUCAAAAAAUAACAUAUCCACAGAUUAUUAAAUAUAAUAAAAAAUCACCCUCUGACCGUACGAAUACAACGACGACGAUACAAUCAUCGUCUUUAAGAAGUGGUGUAAAUAAACGUUCAUUAAUAUUGAAUUCAACUAACGGAAUUUUAUCAAAACGAAAAAGACAACGACAGCAGCAACAAAGUUGUCGAAUGACAUUCACAAAUAAUAAUCAAUUUGUUGAACAUAUACCAAAUACAAUACAUUAUACGACAACAACAGCAUCACAGAUGUUCCCUUGUUGUUGGAACGGUUGUCAAGAAAGUUUUACCAGUGCCAAUGCAUUGCGUAAACAUUUGGAUCUACAUGUAAAUGAAUUAGAACAACAAUUCACAAUGACAGCUGUGAUGUUGGUACGUGAAGCGGCCAUGCGUGGCAAUAAUGGUAAUAAUAUUAAUUCAAAUACAAAUGAUAAUUCCACGACAAUUAAUUCAUCGACAACAAAUUCCAAUUCAAAUCAACAAUUGAAUAAUAAUAGUAAUAACAAUAAUAAUAAUAUGGAUCAUCAUCAAACGACAAUGUCGAAUCAUCAUCUUAUCGAUGGUUCCGGUAAUAGUGGAACAGUUGAUGGCCAUGGCCAUCAAGUAAUUGGUGGUGUAGAUGAAGAAGAAGAAGAUGAUGAUGAAGAAGAUGGUGAUGAUGAUGUAUUCAAUAAUCUUAAUACAGGUGGUGUCGUUAUUAGUGGACAACAUCCACAUGCAACAAGUUUAUUGAUUACAUCACAUCAUGACGGUGUCGUUGGAAUCGGUGAUAAUCAUGUGGAUGAUGAUGAUGAAGAUGAAGAGGAUGAUGAUGAUGAUGAUGGUGAUAAUCAAUCAUUAGUUGAUCCAACCCAAUUACUUGAUAAUCAUUGCAUGACAAAUGUAACGAAUAAUAAUAAUAAUAAGAUCUCAAAUAAUCAUCUUAUAUCGAACGGCUCGCAGCAAAUAUCUGUUAGUAUUAGCAGUAAUGGUGGGAGUCGUAAACGAACAAAUAACAGCAUUGAUCCAUCCAAAAAAAUGAUUAACUCAUCACCUCAAUCAUCAACGAAUUUAAUGUUGAUAAAUUCCUCAUCAUCAAGUAAUCAUUCUCAUCAUAAUCCUCAAUCACAAUUAUCCGUAACAGUUUCCGGUGGUGGUGGAACCAUAUCGAAUAAACGUAUGAAAUUUAUUAAUGCCCAACAACAAUCUGUAAAUAUGAUGAUGCAACAACCUCAAACAACAGCACGAUCGAAUCGUAGACAACAGCAGUCACAUCUUCAAAAUCAAUUACCAUGUCAAACAGUCGAGAUUGUCCCGGCAAAUGCAAAAUCAUCGAAAACGAAUAAUAAUAAUAAUAAUAAUAAUAAUAAUAAUAAUAAUAACAUAACGAUCGUAUAUCCAAGUAUUUCACCACGUAAUUAUGUAUGUCCGGUACCAUCGUGCAAUGCUGCAUAUACAAAAUCCAGUCAUCUAACAGCACAUAUGCGACGACAUACAGGCGAAAAACCAUAUGCUUGUGAUUGGCCUGAUUGUCAUUGGCGUUUUAGCCGUUCGGAUGAAUUAUCACGUCAUAAACGAUCGCAUACGGGCGAAAAAACACAUCUAUGUCCAUUUUGUUCAAAAGGUUUCUCAAGAUCUGAUCAUCUAAGCAAACAUUUACGCGUUCAUCGGCAAGAAUUACCGGAUAAUUUUGAUGUACGUCAUAUAAUAAAAACAUCGCGGAUGUCCGGUACACAACAACAGACAUCACCAUUACAACCACAGGUUACAAUGACCGUUAAACAUGGUACUGGAUCAACAACAUCAUCAAGUGAUAAUAAUAAUAAUUCCAAUUUACUUAUUGAUACUAACAAUGAUCAUCAAAUAUCACAUUCUUCACAGAUACAUUUGCUGCAACCAAAGGUGACGAUUAAAUUGGAGAAUGAUGACUAAAGGCAAAUAACGGGAAUUUGGAAUAUUGCCAUUAACACGUACAUUGGACCGUACCUCCGACCAUCUUUCAUCAUAUCAUCGAUAAACGAUAUUGGAUAUUUCGAACCAAAAUAAUGGCGUAUUCUUGCUAUUUCUUAUUCAUCUUACUCAUUUAUUAUUAUUUCACAUGCAUACUGCUUAUAUUUUUUUCACAUUCAAAAGUUCCAAAAUCAUUUACAGACUUCUUAUAAAUCUCAUACAUAAAACAUGUAUCAUCUGUUGCAUGUUUCGCGCC
Dermatophagoides pteronyssinus (European house dust mite) is the source of this 2352-nucleotide messenger RNA. RefSeq lists its product as uncharacterized. Gene Ontology annotation, biological process: regulation of transcription by RNA polymerase II. The record is from RefSeq and is a predicted model, not a curated record. NCBI's taxonomy places the organism in Eukaryota, Metazoa, Arthropoda, Arachnida, Sarcoptiformes, Pyroglyphidae. Gene Ontology annotation, molecular function: RNA polymerase II cis-regulatory region sequence-specific DNA binding; DNA-binding transcription factor activity, RNA polymerase II-specific.